AUGUCCACCCUCCCCGUACGCAACAAAGAAGAUGAUCAAAUAACUUCAUUCGCCCUUGGUCUUUUCGCCUUACCGGCGGAGCUACAAACGAGGAUUUUUCUAUAUUUAUCACCCGACGACCUGGGAGUAUUGUCUAGAUGCGUGGAAGACCUCGCUGGUGUAGAGGAAGAUGAGUAUUUACGAAGAGUAUGGUUUAAGAAGACCGCACCGUCUUUACUCGACUUUAAACUUUUCUCACCACUCAAUUGUCGACCUGAUCCAGCGGAAUUGAUAAGAAGAGGGACGUUAAGAGGUGUAGCUAUCAUAUCAGGGGUGAGGAGUCAUGGAUAUUGGGCUUCUGAAUCGGCCGUCCGAUUAUCCCGUAUACACGCAACACUUCAUCUAGCUCAUCUCCGACGUUCUCUUGCAGCAGCAUUAUCACCACUCACUAGACCAGAUCGUACUUCACUUCACGCUCAACGUAUCCUCCCAUCUUCCUCUCGUCGAACUAGCGCCAGUAUCUCCGCCAUGGCUUACCGACUAGAACGUCAGAUAGCAAAAGAUCAAGUCCGUCGUGCGCUCCUUGGAAGGAAAGUGGGAAGGACAUUGGUGGAAGUUAUGGAGAUGAGUCAUGGGGUUUGGCAAGAGGGUGAAAGAGUGAGAGAAGCUAUUUGUCCUAGUAUAAGAGGGAAGAGAGUGUUUUUUGAAGGGUUGGCUCGUGGUCAAAUAUCAGGAGUUGUUUGA
This is a messenger RNA of Tremella mesenterica DSM 1558, 723 nucleotides long. RefSeq lists its product as uncharacterized. The record is from RefSeq and is a predicted model, not a curated record. NCBI's taxonomy places the organism in Eukaryota, Fungi, Basidiomycota, Tremellomycetes, Tremellales, Tremellaceae. Bases 1 to 723 code for a protein of 240 amino acids. Gene Ontology annotation, molecular function: protein binding. The transcript has 4 exons.